Messenger RNA from Gaeumannomyces tritici R3-111a-1, 1267 nucleotides. RefSeq lists its product as hypothetical. Gene Ontology annotation, biological process: proteolysis. Gene Ontology annotation, molecular function: serine-type endopeptidase activity. The record is from RefSeq and is a predicted model, not a curated record. The transcript has a single exon. NCBI's taxonomy places the organism in Eukaryota, Fungi, Ascomycota, Sordariomycetes, Magnaporthales, Magnaporthaceae. Bases 195 to 1175 code for a protein of 326 amino acids.
CCCCAGCUGGCGGGAAAGCAAGGAUUGGUCAACAUGUGCCCGCGCAUUUUAUUUAACGUCGAUGCUCUCGCGCCGCUGAGCCUCCUGGACAUGUCCAGCAGGCUUCGAGUCACACCCUGACGACACCAUCAAGUCCCCUUCCCAGGCCUCAGGUUCUCCUCGCCGUCGCGUCUCACACCCCCCUCGCCGCAACCAUGAUCGCCCGCGCUUUCUUGGCUGCCCUCCUCCUCGGAGCAGGCUGCGACGCCGCGCCUGGCCUCAGGGUCCGGGGCGCCGGCGAGCCCGCCAUCCAGCCAAAGCCCCUCCACAUAGCCGAGGAGAGCGAGAUCGCGCCGUUCAAGGAGGCCACGGACCCGCUGCCGCCCCCGACCCCGAUCCCCUUCACCCGCGAGGUCUUUCCCAUCGCAAACUUUACGAGCCUGCCGCCGUACGAGGGCGCCAUCGCCGCGUCGAGGAGAAGGGCCAGGGCGGCUGGUGGGGAGGAGGAGGAGGAGGAGGACGAGUCGCUCCUGCCCCGCGACAUCAACGGCGCCGACGACCGCAAGCUCUACACGGGCCCCGCCGAGCUCCCCUACUCGGCCAUGGGCCGGUUGCUGUCGCGCAACGGCUUCGUGUGCAGCGCCACCCUGGUCGGGCCCCGCCACGUGGCCAGCGCGCGCCACUGCUACCAGGCGGGCGUGGGCCUGCGCUUCCAGCCCCUCUACGACCGCGGCGAGCGGCUCGACGGCGCCUUCGUCACGGCCGCCAUCAGCAAGAAGGGCGAGGUGGCGCAGAUGUGUGACCACAAGGACGACUGGGUCGUCUUCGUCAUCGACCAGCGCCUGGGCCAGCAGUACGGCUGGCUCGGCUUCCGCACCCUCAACUCGGACAUCGCCGGCAAGUCGUCGUGGUGGAACUUUGGCUACCCCACCGACCUCGGCUCCGGCGAGCGCCCUUACUACCAGGGGCCCUUCGCCGCGGACCUGCUGCCCACCCUGCAGUGCCAGAACGGCGGGCCCCUCACCUCGGACAUGGACGCCGCCAGCGGCCAGUCGGGCGGCCCGCUUUGGGUCAACCAGCCCGACGGCGCCUACAUGGUCGGCAUGCACUCAGCCUCCCAGCCGGGCUUCUCCGUCGCAGCCCACGGGAGCGAGUGGUUCGACGCCCUGUCCUAUGCCAGAGCCAACUACCCCUAGGGAGGUGGGGCAGGACUAGCGCCAAAAACUUGUUCUUUGGAGACUUUAGUUUUGAUAGAAAUACAAAAUUACUCCCUCAUGCUAGCUACCGG